AUGAAACAGGAAAUGGAGACAGCCACAACAGAAAAUGGACCUCUUCUCCAGUUUUAUAUGGAAAGAAAGAUUCCUGAAAAGGUUAGCAAAAGAGCAGUCAUCAAGAACCAACUAAGAAAAAAAUGUUCCUGCAGCAUGAAAACAAUGAAAAAGGCCAUUCUGGAUUUCUUUCCUGUGUUACAAUGGCUUCCUAAAUACAACUGCAAAGAAUACAUCUGGGGAGACGUUAUGUCAGGACUGAUCAUUGGGAUCAUUUUAGUUCCUCAAGCAAUAGCCUAUUCUUUGUUAGCUGGUCUGAAGCCAAUUUACAGCCUUUACACCUCGUUCUUUGCCAACAUCAUCUAUUUUCUCAUGGGUACCUCCAGACACGUGUCUGUUGGCAUUUUCAGCUUAUUAAGCUUAAUGGUUGGACAGGUUGUGGAUCGAGAAUUGCUGCUGGCAGGAUUCAACCUGAACGAUGACCCCCAGCAAGUUGUUGGUGACGAAGUCCAUUUGAACUUCACCCUCUACAAUUUUACCCUUGGUGUGAUGAGCAAUGAAUGUGGGAAAGAGUGCUAUGCUAUUGGGGUAGCUACAGCACUGACCUUCAUGGCGGGAGUUUAUCAGGUUCUGAUGGGAAUUUUUCACCUUGGGUUUGUAUCAGUGUAUCUUUCCGAACCUGUGUUGGAUGGCUUUGCCACUGGUGCUUCGUUAACUAUUUUAACAGCUCAAGUUAAAUACCUCAUUGGAAUAAAAAUCCCACGUACCCAGGGAUAUGGGAUCCUGAUAACCACUUGGGCUAACAUUUUUCAGAACGUUUCUCAAGCAAAUCUCUGUGACGUGAUCACAAGCGCUAUCUGCAUUGCUGUGCUGGUCACUGCUAAGGAACUGGGAGAUAAGUAUAAACACAGGCUCAGGAUCCCUCUUCCCACAGAGCUGGUGGUAAUUGUGAUUGCCACCCUGGUGUCCCAUUACGGGAAGUUGAAAGAAGUUUACGCAUCCAGCAUAUCAGGUGAAAUCCCUACUGGAUUUAUACCACCCCAAGUGCCCAGCUUUCACCUCAUGCAAAGAGUUGCGGUUGAUGCUCUCCCUCUUGCCAUAGUUGGCUUUGCUUUCACGGUUUCACUCUCUGAAAUGUUUGCCAAAAAGUAUGCCUAUACUGUCAAGGCCAACCAGGAAAUGUUUGCCAUUGGCUUCUGUAACAUCAUUCCAGCUUUCUUCCACUGCUUUGCCACCAGUGCAGCUCUGGCCAAGACUCUGGUCAAAACAUCCACAGGGUGCCAGACUCAGGUAUCCAGCAUUGUGAGUGCAGUGGUGGUACUGCUGGUGCUGCUAUUCUUCGCCCCCCUCUUCUUCAAUCUACAGAAAUGUGUUUUGGCUUGCAUUAUCAUAGUGAGCCUUAGAGGAGCCCUUAGGAAAUUCAAAGAUAUUCCUCGACGCUUCCGCCUGGACAAAGUAGAUGCGCUGGUCUGGUGUGUUACCAUGCUCUCAUCUGCUUUGAUCAGCACAGAAAUGGGGCUGCUGGUUGGAGCUGUUUUUUCAGUCUUCUGCAUUAUUGGCCGCACCCAGUGCCCUCAUGCUGCCUUGUUAGGGCAAAUCGGGAACACUGUCUUCUAUGAAGAUGAUGAGGAAUAUAAAGACCUUCUUCCAGUUCCAAAGAUCAAAAUCUUUCGUUUUGAAGCACCACUUUAUUAUGUGAACAAGGACUUCUUCCUAAAGUGCCUCCACAACAGGACAGGGCUGGAUCCUGCACUUGAAAUUGCCAAAAGGAAGAAGUCCAAGAGGAAAGGGCAGAAAAAUCUGGAUAAGCCACUUGGACAGAAAGAAGUAUCACCAUGCUUGGUUACUAAAGACAGAGACUUUCAUGCAAUCAUCAUAGACUGCUCUUCCAUUCCAUUUUUGGACACAGCUGGAGUGAGCACAUUGAAAGAAACCCUCAAAGACCAUCAGGAAUUGAAGAUCAGUGUAUAUUUGGCUUGCUGCAAUCCCUCAGUGAUAUCUUCCCUGGAAAAAGGAGGCUACUUUAAGAGUGCAGACAAAGACAUGCAUGAAUUGCUGUUUCAUAGCAUAUCUAGUGCUGUCCAGUUCGUAAGAGAGAGGGAAAUUACAACAGAUGACUCUGUUGUCUAGUUCAAUAAUUGGCUGUUUGAAGAUUCUGUGUUCAUUAAACACAGAUUGUGGUUUUCAACCUGCCUGAACCUGAGUUCUUCCUUGAGAACCAUUUGGUAAUAUGGAAUACACUCUCAAAGCCUUUAACUAAGCAGUGAAUGUGUAACCCCAAAAUGAAAUCUUAGUCAAAUAAAGUUAGACAUGGUCUACUGUUCAAUGUAACUAUAAACAAAACCAGUUCUAAUCUAACUCUGAUCAUUGUUUAGUGUUUUGACAUCUUGCCACAGGCUCCUGUGUUCCUCUUCCUGUUUUUCAUGCAAAGGAAGACCAAAACUUCCAUCCUCAGUGUUGAACAAAGCAAAAUUUGUCAUUAAGUUCAACCUCAAGGAAAUGUGAUUCAUAGCAAGUGUUUCUAUGAACUAAUAAGGUUCAAGGUGUAGUUUCAUACUGUAGUUUGUUAACUUGGUUUAACACAUAUUCAUAAUACUAAGCCAUUAUUUAGCAUUAUAUCUGCCUCAGGAUAUGACACAGUUAUCGUAGGUCUUCUUUUAUGAAGAUCAGAUAUUUCUUUCA
Candoia aspera is the source of this 2661-nucleotide messenger RNA. RefSeq names its product solute carrier family 26 member 1 (gene SLC26A1). NCBI's taxonomy places the organism in Eukaryota, Metazoa, Chordata, Lepidosauria, Squamata, Candoiidae. Bases 1 to 2109 code for a protein of 702 amino acids. The transcript has 2 exons. The record is from RefSeq and is a predicted model, not a curated record. Gene Ontology annotation, molecular function: secondary active sulfate transmembrane transporter activity; bicarbonate transmembrane transporter activity; oxalate transmembrane transporter activity. Gene Ontology annotation, biological process: transmembrane transport. Gene Ontology annotation, cellular component: plasma membrane.